UAUAUACAAGAAAAUAUACGCAACGCAGCUGCUAUUAAGUCUCUAACUUUAGCCAUUACUCUGUCUUUCCUUUCUUUCUACGCGUUUUUUUUUCUUCAAUUCUCCUUUUUCUUCACUCAAUAUCAAUAUAUAUAUUUAUAUAUCAAUUCUGGUUCAAUUGGAUUUUCCGCCAACAACAACAAAAAAAAAGAAUCGCCGGCGGCAAUCAACCGAUCAAGAUUUGAGUGAAAUUCCGAAAAGGGUGAUUAAAGGCACCAAGUUAUUGGAUCAGGAACUGGUUCGAUAAUUGUGAUGGCGCUGAGUAUUAGGAAGGCAAUUGGUGCAGUGAAAGAUCAAACUAGUAUAAGCCUAGCUAAAGUGACGAGCAAUGUUGCGCCAGACCUUGAAGUAUUGGUGGUGAAAGCAACCACUCAUGAUAAUGAUCCAGCAGAUGAGAAAUAUAUUAGGGAGAUUUUGCACUUGACCUCUAAUUAUCGAGGGUAUGUGAGUGCUUUUGUUUUUGCAGUGUCGAAGAGGUUAAGCAAAACCCAUGAUUGGGUUGUGGCGUUGAAGGCCUUAAUCCUUGUGCAUAGGCUUUUAACUGAUGGAGACCCUGUACUUGGUCACGAGAUCAUGUAUGCAAGUCGGAGAGGGAUGAGGGUUUUGAAUAUGUCUGGUUUUCGUGAUGAAGCGCACUCUAAUUCAUGGGAUCAUUCUGGAUUCGUUAGGACUUACGCCAUUUAUUUAGAUCAGAAGCUUGAGUUGACUACUUAUGAUAGGAAGUUGAAUGACGUUGAUGGUUAUGGUCAGUAUCGGUCCGAUGGACAUGGGACGGAUAGGAGAAAGAGGUUCUUUAAUGAGCCUGAUGAGUCUGCUGGAAGGGAAGAGAAAAGUGGCGUGACGCCAGUCAGAGAAAUGAAGCCUGAGAAGGUUUUAGAGAGGUUGAAUCAAUUGCUUCAGCUUCUUGAUAGGUUCUUGGCUUGUAGACCGACUGGUGCAGCCAAGAAUAGUAGGAUGGUGCUGGUGGCAUUAUAUUCUCUUGUGAAGGAGAGCUUCAAGCUUUAUGCUGAUAUUUGUGAGGUAUUACAGAUUUUGUUGGAUCGGUUUGCAGAGAUGGAGUAUGCUGAUUGUGUCAAGACUUUUGAUGCUUAUGUUAGUGCAGCAAAGAUGAUCGAUCAGCUUGUGGGCACUUACAAUUGGUGCAAGGAUAUUGGGAUUGCAAGGUCAUCCGAGUUCCCAGAAGUGCAAGUCAUCACUGAUAAGCUUUUGGGCACGCUUGAGGGCUUCUUGAGAGAGAGGGCAAAUAGGCCAAGGAGCCCUGAGAUAAAUAGAGCAGAGAGUUCAUCAGCAGUUAAAGAGGAGAAAACACCAGAUAUGAAUGAAAUUAAAGCUCUCCCACCACCCGAGAAUCACACACCUCCUCCUCCCACCCCUGCUCAACCUGUACCUCAGCCAAGGCCACAUACUCAGCAGGUAACUGAAGACUUGGUGAAUUUGAAGGAUGAUGGAGUGACAGCUGAUGGCGAGGGCAAUAAAAUGGCAUUAGCUCUGUUUUCUGGGUCUGUAGCCAAGGGGAAUGACUCCUGGGAAGCAUUCCCGUCUGAUGGAGAGACCGGACAAGUAACUUCAGCUUGGCAGACACCAGCUGCUGAGAUUGGCAAAGCUGACUGGGAGUUAGCAUUGGUAGAAACCGCCAGUAAUUUGUCAAAGCAGACGGCUGAUUUAGCAGGUGGUUUUGAUUCGCUUUUGUUGAACGGGAUGUACGAUCAGGGCACCGUGAGGCAGCACCUGAACAAUACUCAGGUGACUGGUGGGAGUGCCAGCAGUGUAGCAUUGCCUGGAGUGGGAAAGACCGCAAAGCCUAUGCUCGCGUUACCUGCCCCUGAUGGAACAGUCCAACCAGUAGGGAACCAAGAUCCAUUUGCUGCUUCCCUUGCUGUGCCACCUCCUUCUUACGUCCAAAUGGCAGAACAGGAGAGGAAACAACAUUUGUUAAUGCAGGAACAACAACUGUGGCAGCAAUACGCAAGCAAUGGGAUGCAAGGUCAAUUGGGUUUGUCCAGACUUGCAGGAACAACCCCGGGCUACUAUGGCUCUGGAAUGCAACCAUCAAUGCCUUAUGGUAUGGGACAGCCAGCAGGUUAUUACUUCACUCCCCUCUGAAUCUCGCCUCUCGUGGGACAUGUGGUGAUUUUGCUACAUUGCAGUUUUUUAUUUUUAUUUUUAUUAUACUACAAUAUUGUUGAAACUUGUUAUCAGCUCCUCCGCAACACCUCUAAGCUGUGUAUUCUGACGUUUUCGCGAAAGUGAGUUAUAAGGAUAUGGAGAUAGCCAUAAUAUGCUGUCCUAUCGACAAUCAAUUAUCAUACAAUAAGUAAUCUUUUACAUCUA
Messenger RNA from Solanum dulcamara, 2370 nucleotides. Its product is annotated as putative clathrin assembly protein At2g25430. Gene Ontology annotation, biological process: vesicle budding from membrane; clathrin coat assembly; clathrin-dependent endocytosis. The coding region runs from base 292 to 2142 and encodes 616 amino acids. Gene Ontology annotation, cellular component: clathrin-coated vesicle; clathrin-coated pit. Lineage: Eukaryota; Viridiplantae; Streptophyta; Magnoliopsida; Solanales; Solanaceae. The record is from RefSeq and is a predicted model, not a curated record. Gene Ontology annotation, molecular function: SNARE binding; clathrin heavy chain binding; phosphatidylinositol-4,5-bisphosphate binding. The transcript has 2 exons.